CACUAUCCCUCUUUCCCCCCAAUUAGGGUUCUAUGGCAUGAAACUUCAAUGUGCUGAUCCCAACGCCACUUUCGAAGUAUCCAAACACAUGGCCUUUGCUACCGGGUUCCGCCUUCUGCGCAGAUGCCACCACCAGCUUAUCCGUCCGACUAGAGCGCCCUCGUUUCCAGGGUUGAGGAGGGCAACUUCAGAGCUCCGUUUCUUUUCCGCUGCCAUUACCCAGAAAAGACGGGUACGGCCUGUUAGCGCUAGCCGGAGGGAACUUGUCGAGGUGGAGGGUGGAGAUGCUGGAAAUGGAAGCGUCACUGCGAGGGGCGGCAGUAGCGUCGUUCGUGGGGGAGAAGAGGGUAGAGUUGUCACAGCGGAACUCCACAGAGAAGCCACCUAUGCAUACAUGGCUUAUGCCAUGUCUGUUCUACUCGGCCGAGCUUUGCCAGAUGUUCGUGACGGCUUGAAACCCGUGCAUCGGCGAGUACUGUUUGCAAUGCAUGAACUUGGUCUUUCUUCAAAGAAACCACACAAGAAAUGUGCAAGAGUUGUUGGAGAGGUUCUUGGCAAGUUCCAUCCUCAUGGAGAUACGGCUGUUUAUGACUCAUUGGUGCGCAUGGCACAGGAUUUCUCAUUGCGCUUUCCACUUAUUCAAGGACAUGGGAACUUUGGGUCAAUUGAUGCAGAUCCUCCCGCAGCAAUGAGAUACACAGAGUGCAGAUUGGAAGCACUUACAGAGGCAAUGCUGCUCUCAGACAUAGAUCAAAAUACAGUUGAUUUUGUCCCAAAUUUUGACAACUCACAAAAAGAGCCAUCUCUACUCCCUGCUAGAAUCCCGAAUCUACUUCUGAAUGGCGCCUCUGGAAUUGCGGUUGGCAUGGCCACAAAUAUCCCUCCACACAAUCUUGGAGAGCUUGUUGAUGCAAUGUCUUCCUUAAUUCAUAACCCAGAAGUAACGCUGCAAGAACUACUCGAGCACAUGCCUGGACCUGAUUUUCCUACAGGAGGAAUCAUAAUGGGCAGCAUUGGCAUCUUGGAAGCAUACCGGACUGGAAGAGGACGCAUAGUAGUAAGAGGGAAGACUGAUAUUGAACUUCUUGAUUCUAAAACUAAGCGUACUGCAAUUAUAAUUAAGGAGAUACCUUACCAGACAAACAAAGCAUCCCUCGUUCAGAAGAUUGCAGAACUUGUGGAAAAUAAGAGUUUGGAAGGGAUAAAUGAUAUUCGAGAUGAGAGCGAUCGAUCGGGAAUGCGCAUUGUCAUUGAGCUUAAGAGAGGAUCUGAUUCAUCUAUUGUAUUGAACAAUCUCUAUCGUCAUACUGCUCUGCAAUCUAGUUUCAGCUGCAACAUGGUUGGUAUUCUCAAUGGGGAACCAAAGCUGAUGGGCUUGAAAGAAUUGCUUCAGGAGUUUUUGGACUUUAGAUGCUAUGUUGUUGAAAGACGUGCUAGAUUCAAACUUUUACAAGCUCAAGAGAGAUACCAUAUUGUUGAGGGCAUCCUAGUUGGUCUUGAUAAUUUGGAUUCGGUGAUUGAUUUAAUCAAAAAAGCUCCAACCAAUGCACUUGCAGCUGCUAAUUUGAUGAAAGAUUUUAAACUGUCAGAAAAACAAGCUGAUGCUAUAUUGGAUAUAAGCCUAAGGAGGCUCAAUGCAUUAGAGAGACAUAAGUUUGUUGAUGAAGGGAAAUCUUUAACAGAACACAUUUUCAAGCUACAAGAACUUCUCUCUAGCAGAAAAAAAAUACUCCAGUUAAUUGAAGAUGAAGCGGUUGAAAUAAAAAACAAAUUUUCCUCUCCUCGGCGUUCGAUGCUGGUGGAUUCGGGUACUGGUGAAGUUGGAGAAAUUGAUAUUAUCCCAAAUGAUGAAAUGCUUCUGGCAGUCAGUGAGAAGGGAUAUGUUAAGAGGAUGAGUCCCGAUACAUUUCACCUCCAACGCCGUGGGACAAUUGGGAAAUCAGUUGGUAAAUUAAGGGUAAAUGAUACAAUGUCUGAUGUCCUUGUUUGUCAUGCCCAUGAUCAGGUCCUAUAUUUUAGUGAUAAAGGUACUGUGUAUUCUGCUCCUGCUUACAAGAUACCAGAGUGUAGUAGAGCUGCUGCAGGAACCCCCUUAGUCCAGAUAUUGUCUUUGUCUGAUGGUGAAAGAAUAACUUCAAUAAUUCCUUUGGAUGAGUUCACGGAGGAUCAAUAUCUUAUGAUGCUUACUGCAAAGGGUUAUAUAAAGAAAGUGUCUUCAAACUUUUUCUCAUCUAUCAGGUCAACAGGAAUAAUAGCGAUUCAAUUGGUCCAUGGCGAUGAACUCAAAUGUGUGAAGUGUUGCACUAAUGAUGAUUUUGUAGCAAUGGCUUCCCAAAAGGGAAUGGUUAUUUUGAGUCCUUGCGAGAGUAUAAAAUCUCAAGGAAGAAACACUCGGGGCUCAGUAGCUAUGAGGAUGAAAGAAGGGGAUAAAAUUGCCAGUAUGGACAUAAUACCAGCUGCUUUGUUGAGUGGCUUCGGGAAAGUUUCAGAUGCUUUUGAAAGCCAGAGCACAAAUGGUCCAUGGCUGCUCUUUGUGUCUGAGAGUGGUUUAGGAAAGAGGGUCCCCCUCACCAGUUUCCGCACAUCACGUUUGAACAGAAUUGGUUUAAUAGGUUACAAGUUUACAUCUGAAGAUCGGCUUGCAGCAGCAUUUGUUGUUGGAUUUUCUCUGGGAGAUGAUGGUGAAAGUGAUGAACAAGUUGUUCUCGUAAGCCAGAGUGGAACUGUGAACAGGAUAAAAGUUCGGGACAUAUCUAUUCAAUCACGGUUUGCAAGAGGAGUUAUUUUGAUGCGGCUUGAUCAGGCUGGAAAGAUCCAAUCGACUUCUUUGAUCUCAGGAGUGGAUUCAGAUUCUGAUGGAAGUGAAGAAGUCAUUGUUGUUCCUGUUGCUGGUGCUUCAUAGGACUUGGGCAUUCACUCCACCUUUCCAUUGUUCUUGUUGUUUGCUGCACAUGGUUGACUUUCUAAAGUAGUUCUCUGCUCAUGGACAAUUUCCCUAUAGCAGGGAGAGGACAUUGAUGUGGUAACGGGUAAGAUGCAAUCAUUUGAAAUAGGGUUAGGGGUAAAGUUAUACCAGUUACCAAGGUUUUGUAGCUAACAUUUGCAUCCUGGAAUUUGAGUACGAUGAGUUAUUAAUUUUUUUGGUGGCUAUCCAGGACUAUUUCCCUAUAGCAGGGAGAGGACAUUGAUGUGGUAACGGGUAAGAUGCAAUCAUUUGAAAUAGGGUUAGGGGUAAAGUUAUACCAGUUACCAAGGUUUUGUAGCUAACAUUUGCAUCCUCGAAUUUGAGUACGAUG
Messenger RNA from Cuscuta campestris, 3296 nucleotides. The record is from the annotation of a GenBank genome assembly. NCBI's taxonomy places the organism in Eukaryota, Viridiplantae, Streptophyta, Magnoliopsida, Solanales, Convolvulaceae.